Messenger RNA from Tetranychus urticae (two-spotted spider mite), 1265 nucleotides. Its product is annotated as transmembrane protein 41A-A. Lineage: Eukaryota; Metazoa; Arthropoda; Arachnida; Trombidiformes; Tetranychidae. The record is from RefSeq and is a predicted model, not a curated record.
AUUGUGAAAUCAUAUGAUAAAGAUAAACAGAGUGAUUUAUCAAAGAGUUAAAUUGUUAUGUGUUUUUGUGUUUAAUUAUGUUAUCCUUCAUUCCAUUCCGACUAUUAUUAUUAAUCGCAAUCUUCAUUAUCUCGCUAUUAUGGCUUUACUUUCUUUCCAUCAAUGUACCUUCUCUUAAUCAAAGGGAAACAGAGGAACCUGAAAUUGAGUCACAUCUCAAAUUCCCAAGCAAUUUAGAGGAAUUACAAAAGGUUUCCCAAAUACUCGGAGACUAUUUUCAGCACAAUAAAUCCUACGUUUUACUGUUAUUUUCAUCAGCAUACCUUUUCAAGCAAACCUUUGCCAUUCCAGGUUCAGUUUUUAUGAAUCUUUUGUCAGGAGCAUUGUUUGGAUUAAAGGCUGGUUUCACGCUUGCUUGCCUUUUAACAGCAACUGGAGCAACAUUUUGUUACCUUUUAUCAAAUUUUUGUGGCAAAUCAUGGAUUUCGAGGCAAUUUUCAAGACAAUUAACUGUAUUACGGCGUAAAGUGGAAGAUAAUCGUUCUUCAUUAAUCUAUUAUCUUCUGUUUCUUCGACUCUUUCCAAUGACUCCGAAUUGGUUCCUCAACAUCGCCUCCCCAAUAAUUGGAAUACCUUUGCAUCUCUUCUUCAUCUCUGUUUUCAUCGGUUUAAUGCCUUACAACUUUAUCUGUGUUCAAACGGGUUGCUUGCUCUCAACAUUGAAAUCCAUGGAUGAUGUAUUCACUUGGAGCACCUUAUUGACUCUGAUGGGAAUCGCUUUUGUGGCCCUUAUUCCUGGUCUGUUGAGUAGAAAGUUGUCUAAAUCAAAGUCUCGAGAAACUUUGAACUCAACGAUUUCAAGCUAAACAGUAAAUAAUCACACUUAUGGAGUACAAAACUGUUUAAUCCUCAAACUUUUAUACAUUUGAUUCCAUAUCGUUUAGUCAACACCAAAGAAUAAAUUAGCACCAAUAAAUUGUAAAAUUUGAGUUUUCUUUUUGUACUAACAAGAAAGAAUGUCAAAAGUUUCUUCUUGUAAAUGCUUCUUGCUUUUGUACUUUUCUUUUCGUCUCGAGCUGGCCUGAAUUGGAAUUUAACUGUGAAGAAGGGUUCAUUUUAGUCGAUAAAACUUUUAUCUCUAAACUCUUCUUAACUCUUUUGUACAGUUAUUUGCUUACAAAUGCAUUUGCAAAAUUCUGGUUCCAAAGGGCUUUGAAUGUACAGCUGAACUGUCUGUGAGAUAAUAAAAAUUCAUUCAUGGUAAA